CCGGAUAUACGUCAUGACGUCGCUCGCUGGAACCUUCAGCUGUCAGACUUUGGCCACCCUAAAAGUGCAGGUUUUGUUAGCAAACUAACUCGAAGUGUACGAGCCGCGCAGACUUCAUUUAAAGUUGUGCAUCCGUCCUGCUGAUCGAUCAUUGAACGCGCGAGCUGGCGAUUGAAAGCACGAGGAUUGCACGAGGACGAAACGUUUAGUUUUAAUCGCUGCUUUUUUUUUUUUUUUGCACAAGCCAGCGAUCCUGAGCGGGUGUAGAGGCUAGAUGCAGGGAGGGAGGGAGGGAGUAAAAAAAGGCAAAAGUCUUUGUGCUUCCCUUCCCCCUCAUCAAAGCAAAGGGGAAAUGUCUCUGUCUAAAGGAGGGAAGAAGAGGAACCCUGGGCUGAAGCUGGCCAAAGAAGUGUUUGCACAGCCCACACCAGCAGCAGCAGCGGCCCCUCGAGAUCUUGACUCGAAAGCUUGCGUCACAAUUGGAGAUCAGAACUUUGUGGUGAAGGCUGAUGAUUUGGAGCAGAUUGCAGAACUGGGGAGGGGAGCGUAUGGGGUGGUGGACAAGAUGAGACAUGUGCCCAGUGGUGUUAUCAUGGCUGUCAAGAGGAUUCGUGCAACAGUCAACACUCUGGAGCAGAAGAGGCUCCUGAUGGACCUGGACAUUUCUAUGAGGACAGUGGACUGCUUCUUCACCGUGACCUUCUAUGGCGCCCUCUUCAGAGAGGGUGAUGUUUGGAUCUGUAUGGAGCUGAUGGACACGUCUCUGGAUAAGUUCUAUAAGAAGGUUAUUGAAAAAGGCAAAACCAUCCCAGAGGACAUCUUGGGCAAGAUCGCAGUAGCAAUUGUCAAGGCAUUAGAGCAUCUGCACAGUAAACUGUCGGUGAUACACAGAGAUGUGAAGCCCUCUAAUGUUCUGAUCAACACCGAGGGCCAAGUGAAAAUGUGCGACUUUGGCAUCAGUGGCCACCUGGUGGACUCUGUGGCCAAAACAAUGGAUGCAGGCUGCAAGCCCUACAUGGCUCCCGAGCGGAUUAACCCUGACCUCAACCAGAAAGGCUACAGUGUCAAGUCAGACAUAUGGAGUCUCGGUAUCACGAUGAUCGAGCUGGCCAUUUUGAAAUUCCCCUACGACUCGUGGGGCACCCCGUUCCAGCAGCUCAAACAGGUGGUGGACGAGCCGUCUCCACAGUUGCCCGCCGACCGUUUCUCCCCAAAGUUUGUAGACUUCAUCUCCCAGUGCUUAAGAAAGAAGCCAAACGAGAGACCAGCUUAUACAGAAUUAAUGCAACAUCCGUUCCUCACGCUGCAUGACUCCAAAGAGACAGACGUGGCCAGUUUUGUCAAGGUCAUCCUGGAUGACUGAUGGGCUCCCUCUGGGCUCCACCCCGUCAUGGUAGGCGGGGGACCUCUCAGCAAAAUGAACCAAUGGCCUACCUUUUUUUUUAAAACUCACUGGAAUGAAAGACUCUCAUGCACCCACACACAACAGCGGGGGAGGGGGUGACCCAAAGACUGACAAGCAGCCCAGCAGCACUGGAGUGGGAGAGUGGUGGUAAUAUGAACUUGUACGGUCAAAAACCCAACUGGAGAGGUUUAAUUCACUCCUCCAAGCUUCCUGUGUGUGCAAUUAUUCAACAUGACAAAUAUGAACUGAACCAGAUUCAUUUUUGUUUUGUUUGUUUGUUUUUUUGUCUGGUUCUUUUGUUUUUUUGUUUUUGCCCCACUGCCCCUUUAAUCUCUCUCUUCAGAAUGGACAGAGCCAGCCAUUAUUUCUCUGUGACACAUAUUGUAUGAAUACUUUGAAUUUCAUCUGCAAAACCAACAGUUAAUGUGUAUGUUGUUUGUGUAUUGAAAAGCUAUAUUUGCAAAUGCGUUUGUAUGUUUUUCUCAUUAUACAGAGUUUUGAUACUGUAUAUCAUCGACAAGUGUGAAUUUUACCGGACUAGGGCCUUAUUUGUCAGAUCACAUCAGGUGAACAGUUCGACCUGGUUCUGCCUUGAGCUGAUUGGUCAGUGCGGGGAGCUGCAGUUGUCGCGGGGCCGGGCCGUGGGAGGCCCCAAAUCCGAGACAAAAUUUGUCAAGAAAUGUCAAAGGUUACAUUCUGGACGAGAGGAGUCAUUCCUAGAUGGAUUCUUGGCGGCGAGUGAGGCAGGAAUGUAAAGCGUCCAGUAUCAUCCGAACAGAUAUCGAUCCAAGUAGAGGGCCUUCAUGCAGUGACCCCUCCAUUCUCUUCUUCUUCUUUUUCUCGGGUAUUAAUGAGUCAGCUUCGGUGCUGCCAUUGUUACUACCUGGAAGUAUUCAGGGGUUGCUUAAUCAAGCUCACAGCUUUCUCUCUUUCUGUGUGCCAUUUUUGCAAAUCAGUGAAUUACUGCAUUAAUUGUGUUUUUCUCUUGUUCUGCAUUUUCGAUUUUUAUUUCAGCAGCAUUUAAACUCCUCUCACUUGGUCUACGUUUCUCAAUUCUGGAGUCAGUAACGUCUUUUCAUAUGAGGCACUUAUGUUUAUUUUUUUUUUUCUCCCCAGAGUCCUUGUUAUGCAUUACACAGACAGUAUGUUAGGGAAAUAAUUUAUGUGUUGAAGAUGUAAAUACUAUCUCCUUUUUUAAUGUAACAUGGCACUGUCCUACCCUGGCAAUGCUGAUGAGUGGUAGAAUGGUUGGUAUUAGUUAGUUUUAAUGCAGUGUGACACGCAUACACAAACACUUGUACUCGCAGGGCCAGCUGACUAUCGUACACCUAUUUUGGACUGAUGUGCUGUCAGGCUCCACCGCUCAGGUUUCUGUGCUCUCCUUCAUGCCGAGACGGCCCCAUUUAUUUUUCCCUAGGUCGUACUCUCCUUGAGUGCUUGACCGAGAGCCUCUUUUUAGUCCGUGGUGGGCAGCCAUUAUCUUUUCUGUCUGACCAUACUAUGCAGAGCUCCUUUUGCCUUUGACAAACAGCAAGAGGCCCCUGCCAUGUGGCAGUUUCCCCACUCCCAAGUGUUCAGACUGUGAUGAUGAUGGUGUUGGUGAUGAUGGUGACAAUAGUGACGAUAGUGAUGACUGCCAUGCCUCUGCUCACGGCUGGCACUCAUCGUCUCUCUGGUUUACACUGUAGUGCAACCUUUAUCAAAAGUCAGUGAGUUAGGAGUAUUUAUGAUUGUGAGUAAUAAGGGAAAGCUAGCAACACCACAAAGAAGCUGCUGUUAUUUUUUUGUUUUUUUUUUGUUCUUUUUUUUUUUUUUUUUAAGUCGGUCUUCUUUGGAUGGCCAUUCCCUUGGUGUGUAAAAGUGAGUUUUUACACUGAUCACAACGAGAAUGGAACACUUGCUCUACCUCUUACUCCUUCACUCUAUUUGCCACCUUUUCAUUGGGUGGGACUGACAAACUUGAACUAUGGAAAGACAAAAAAAUAAAGGCUUUAUUGUUCAGUA
Messenger RNA from Larimichthys crocea (large yellow croaker), 3409 nucleotides. RefSeq names its product dual specificity mitogen-activated protein kinase kinase 6. The transcript has 13 exons. Bases 275 to 1363 code for a protein of 362 amino acids. Gene Ontology annotation, biological process: protein phosphorylation; MAPK cascade. Lineage: Eukaryota; Metazoa; Chordata; Actinopteri; Sciaenidae. Gene Ontology annotation, molecular function: ATP binding; MAP kinase kinase activity. The record is from RefSeq and is a predicted model, not a curated record.